AUGGUCUUCAUCAGGGCCGUUCAGCUCCUCGAGGCAUUAGCACGCGAGAUUCACAACCAAGCACUAGUGGAGAAAAUCCUACCGCUGUCCUCCCGGGCGGAGUGCAGGCAUCACAUUAAGUUCAUAGUCGAAUGGCCUCAGGAGUACCCGCUCUUGUUAGCUAUUGGUCUAAGCAGUCUGCCUGUGCAGGUUCGAGACUCGGCCCUGGCCCUCAAGGACGAGAUGCCCAAGUCGGACGUCAACAAGGAGUACUACACGCAGAACAUGGAGCGCGAGAUCCAGAACUCUGACGGCACGACGCCCGUGGGCUCGCUGGGCAAGGCGCAGGCGCCCAGUGACAUGCUGCUCAAGCUGGCGCGCACCACGCCCUACUACAAGCGCAACCGCCCGCACAUCUGCUCUUUUUGGGUGAAGGGCGAGUGCAAGCGCGGGGAGGAGUGCCCCUACCGGCAUGAGAAGCCGACGGAUCCGGACGACCCCCUGGCUGACCAGAACAUCAAGGACCGCUACUAUGGCAUCAACGACCCCGUGGCCGACAAGCUGCUGCGGCGUGCGUCCAGCAUGCCGCGCCUCGACCUGCCCAGCGACCGCACCAUCACCACGCUCUACGUGGGCGGCCUCGACGACUCCAUCGGAGAGACGCAGCUGCGGAACCACUUCUACCAGUUUGGGGAGCUGCGCAGCGUGACGGUGGUGCCGCGCCAGCAGUGCGCCUUCGUACAGUUCACGACACGGCACUCCGCCGAGCAGGCGGCCGACAAGUCCUUCAACAAGCUCAUCAUCAACGGGCGGCGCCUCAACAUCAAGUGGGGCAGGUGGGGAGCACCGAGACCACGGGAGGAGAUCAGGGCUGGCAAGACCAUGACGGAUACGGGUGCCAGGCUAGAGCCUGUACCGGGCCUGCCGGGAGCGCUGCCGCCGCUGCCCCCGAUGAGCGGAGGAGAGUCUGGCGAGGAGCAGACGGAGGCGAAUUACUUCAACCUGCCCCCGGCCGUGUCCCUGCCCCCAGCCCCCCUCAUGGGCAUGAGGCUGCCACCACCACCCGCAAUGGGCUCCAUGCCCCCCCCAGGGUUCGGCCCUGGCGGAUUCCUGCCUCCGAUUCCUCCGCCGCUGUUCAUGAGGGGCCCCGUGCCCAUUCACUAUCCCUCGCAGGACCCUCACCGCAUGGGGCCCACACGGGCGGAGGGGGAAAUCCCAGCAGUGACUGUCUCCACAAGAUCAGCCGUCGUCGCCGCCUCCAAAAUCUGCCCUCACAAUAUCCCGCCAUUCGGCUUUCGGUGUUUGCUCUGGUCGGCAAACUCGUGGAGACCACUCCAAUGCCUGUCCCGGCAAUCGGCCCUCCCCGCCAUCUUGCACACGCUCGCCUGCCCAUAUUCUCUUGGUGGACAUACCUCGUAUCUGUGUCUCGGAAAUUUGUCCCCAAUGCCAACAACUUCUUCACGAUCUGCUUCGUAA
Molecule: messenger RNA, 1455 nt
Organism: Callorhinchus milii (elephant shark)
Lineage: Eukaryota; Metazoa; Chordata; Chondrichthyes; Chimaeriformes; Callorhinchidae
Product: pre-mRNA-splicing factor RBM22-like
Cellular component (GO): Prp19 complex; U2-type catalytic step 2 spliceosome; U2-type catalytic step 1 spliceosome
Molecular function (GO): pre-mRNA binding; metal ion binding; U6 snRNA binding
Source: RefSeq, a predicted model, not a curated record